This is a messenger RNA of Prosopis cineraria, 619 nucleotides long. RefSeq lists its product as uncharacterized. The record is from RefSeq and is a predicted model, not a curated record. NCBI's taxonomy places the organism in Eukaryota, Viridiplantae, Streptophyta, Magnoliopsida, Fabales, Fabaceae. The transcript has 3 exons. The coding region runs from base 107 to 619 and encodes 170 amino acids.
AAAACCCAGAGAAAUUCAACGAACGGGUUAUCUUCAAAAGGAAAAGGCUCUUAGGUGGGUUCUCGUUUUCUCUCCAUUGGUUUUCGUGCUACUAGGUUUUGUACUCAUGGAACCUUGCUUCCAACGGAAGCAACCGCCGGAUCGCCCUCCUGGUGAUCCUGAAGGUGAAGCAAGUGAGCCAAAGAAGGUGAAGGCCACUAGAUCAGACUUUUCGGAUCCAAUGUUGCCGGAAAGCAAUGAAAGGCUACAUAAUGAAAUGGAAGCCAGAACUGGUGAAACUUCAAAGACAAUGGAAACUGAGGAAGGGAUCAUAAAGACUCAAGAUAUGGAUACAGAUGAAAGAACAACAUGCUUGCAAAAGGUACCAACUAUGCCUUACAAAGUAUGGCUUAGGGUUUUAAUGGAGUGGCAAAUGGUGAUGUGGAUUUAUGGGAUUCCAGACUUUGAACUCAUUGAUCUCUACAAUAACUAUUAUGUUGUCCGAUUUACUAAUUUACAGCAAAAGAAAGCUCAGUACAAACGAGUUCUUUUUGAGGGACCAUGGGUAGUGAUGCAACAUUGUGUUCUCGUCCAACGAUGGUCUCCCUACUUUGAUCCUUUCAACAAUCCUCUAGGUUGA